GUUAGUUUUACUUUUUCAACAGUUGAAAAUGGUAUUUAACUCUCGUGUAAAUAUUAUCCUGCUUUUAUUACUUCAAAACUCUAAGCGAAGCGUUUCUAAAAAUGAAGCACGAUUUUUGUUUGAUUCUUUAUUUGGACUCGAGAGCUUAGACGAUUUAGAUACAGAUAGUUCGGUCGGACCAAAGUCAUGCAGUUGUGACUGUGGUAAGCCUAAUUUAGAAAACAGAAUAAUUGGUGGAGUUCCUACUGGUUUGAAUGAAUAUCCAUGGGUGGCUCGAUUAGUAUACGAUGGUCAGUUUCAUUGUGGUGCCAGUGUUUUAAAUCAAGAUUAUGUCUUAUCAGCAGCACAUUGUGUUUAUAGACUUAAGCGAAACAAGAUCCGUGUUGUUUUAGGAGACCAUAAUCAAUUCAGUACAACCGACACAUCAGCAAAAAUGCGUGCAGUUAUUUCAAUUAAAAAACAUAAGGGUUUUGAUACUAGCUCUUAUAACAAUGAUAUUGCUCUUUUAAAACUAAGGAAACCAAUAACUUUUUCAAGAAGUAUACGGCCAAUUUGUCUACCUAAGGAGUACUCAGAAUAUGCAGGCAAUACUGGUAUUGUCGCGGGAUGGGGUAGAACUUCGGAAGGAGGAUCGUUGCCAGCAGAAAUACAGAAAGUCGAAGUUCCAAUUUUAUCUAAUCAAGAGUGUAAAUCCAUGAAAUAUAAAGCUUCAAGAAUAACAAGCAACAUGUUAUGUGCCGGAGGAAAAACAAGUAAUAAAGACUCAUGUCAGGGAGACUCAGGUGGUGCGCUAGUCGUUAAUAAAGGAGGCAAACACGAAAUAGUUGGCAUCGUAUCUUGGGGAAUAGGUUGCGGUAGAAAAAUGUAUCCUGGCGUGUAUACCAGAGUAGCCAAUUACAUAAAGUGGAUUAAAAAUAAUUUAGAAGAUUCUUGUUUUUGUGACAGCUGAAUUAAGAGUCAAUCUAAGUAGUUUUUAUAUAAUUUAUUGAAUAUUGAACUAUACACACUGACUUAUUUUGGCUUGGUAAUACAAUGAUCAAAAGCAUACUGAUGAUUUGAUAUGAAGAUGUUUAUUUGAAGAAAACAAAUUCACUCCUAGUUUAAAAUAUGUAAAUAAUUAUUUUGGCAUUGUAAUUUUAUCUUGAAAUAUGUUAUAUUAUAAAAAUUUAGAUUCUAGUUUUCAUAUUUUUGGUUGGCAUCUACCA
Culicoides brevitarsis is the source of this 1205-nucleotide messenger RNA. Its product is annotated as trypsin-1. The record is from RefSeq and is a predicted model, not a curated record. The transcript is spliced from 10 exons. NCBI's taxonomy places the organism in Eukaryota, Metazoa, Arthropoda, Insecta, Diptera, Ceratopogonidae. Gene Ontology annotation, biological process: proteolysis. Gene Ontology annotation, molecular function: serine-type endopeptidase activity. The coding region runs from base 29 to 949 and encodes 306 amino acids.